AUGGUAAAUUUCGUAACACUGGGUCAGCCUCCGCAGGGACCAAGAGGGGUGCGGCUCGGCACCCGGCCCUACGGCCGCCAGCGGUCCUCAGCCGGGCCGACCGGCUGGGGGCACUGCAGACCGCGCGCGGCGCUGCGCCCGCCUCCAGCUCCCGGCGCCCGGGUGCCGCCGCGUCCCGGUGUGCAGCUCUCGCCCCCGCCUCGACCCCCGCUAUCCCUUGGCCCCCAAGCACUGACCAACCUUCCCGCCGGGAUGCAGAGAAGGCCGAUCCGGGCCCCAGACAACCCCCCGAGCCCUGCGCGCUCUCACUUACGCUUGGGCAUAGAAAAUUUCAGGGACCGCGUCUUCCGGGGUGGACGCCUCAGGCUCGACACCGGCCCCACUGGGGUUCGGGGAAUUUGGACUCCACUGGCUCCGAUCAGACGGAGGAGGGGAAACCCACCCCUCCAAGAGCUGAGACUCCGGGAGGAUCCCCGGCGCAUCUGA
Molecule: messenger RNA, 486 nt
Organism: Rangifer tarandus platyrhynchus (Svalbard reindeer)
Lineage: Eukaryota; Metazoa; Chordata; Mammalia; Artiodactyla; Cervidae
Source: the annotation of a GenBank genome assembly